This is a messenger RNA of Adineta ricciae, 363 nucleotides long. Lineage: Eukaryota; Metazoa; Rotifera; Eurotatoria; Adinetida; Adinetidae. The record is from the annotation of a GenBank genome assembly.
AUGGGAUUUUUCGUUCAUCCGACUUGGAAUGAUAAAAUUGGAAAGAUGGUUGCUAAUCAAGGUAUUAGUGAUCAACGUGAAGCAACCAAAUGGGUUCGUGAAAAUAUUGCUCAAUUUCGAGAUGAUCGAGGUUCGAUUACUCUCAUGGGUGGAUCAUCUGGAUCACGAAUUUCAAUUCCUCACUGCUUACCAAAGGAUGAUGAUACAGUCAUUUUGUUCGAUUGUGAUAAAGUAUCGGCAAUGUAUGUUAAAAUCUUCGGUGCUUAUUUCGGUCUGGAUGUUACCUGUACAGCAGGAAAUAAAUAUUUUGCCACUCGAUCCAAUUGUAAAAAAAAAGAAUUUGUUCCAAAGGAAUACAGCUGA